AUGGUUUGUCUGUUGGAGAAGCUAAUCCCCCUCCUCCCCCCUCUCUCAUUCUUCCUUUCAGAAAUCAUUGAUGAGCUAAUUAAGGAAGAUGGCUUUGGAGAGGGCCCCAUGUUACUUCCCGCCAGGGGCUCUCUUAAUGGGCUGGCCAAGGUGAUGCCAAGAUACUCUAACGUAGCAUCACCACCCAGGAUGAAGAGACUAGCUGAGCCUGUGGGGAUGAGUCCUAUGCAGCCCUAUGCCCCCUCCUGCCUCACAGCCUCUUGCACUCCACAAGACCCUUCAGCAUCUCACCUCUCUCGGAACCUUAACAACUUGACGCUAAGGCCCCAGUUGGUCCCAAGGGGGACGCCUCUCCCUUUGCUGCCCAGGGGCAGAUGCUCUGAUGCUUCUUGGCCCCCUCCCGCCCCUUCCCUGCAUCCCAUGAUGCCCCAGGAGCCACUGGAUGACAUCCUCCGGGAGCCACCCAAGCUUGUGAUCACAGAGCAGCCCAAGCAGAGAGGGAUGCGCUUCCGUUACCAGUGCGAAGGCAGGUCAGCAGGGAGCAUCUUGGGCGAAGGCAGCACCGAAAGCAACAAAACCCUGCCAGCCAUUGAGCUGCAGAACUUUGCAGGAAUCAUGGAAGUGAAGGUGACGGCAUGCUUGGUAUGGAAAGACUGGCCUCACCGCAUCCACCCUCAUAGUCUGGUGGGGAAAGACUGCAACAGUGGUCUCUGUGAAGUGACACUGAAGCCCCGAGUCAACCCCAAGCACAGUUUUAACAACCUCGGGAUCCAGUGUGUGAAGAAAAAGGACAUAGAAGAGUCCAUAGAGAAAAAGCUAAAACUCGGAAUUGAUCCUUUCAAAGCUGGCUCACUGAAAAAUCACCAGGAGGUUGACAUGAAUGUGGUCAGGAUUUGCUUUCAAGCCUCAUACCAGGAUUGCAUGGGGAAGACACGGCACCUCAGCCCUGUCCUUUCAGAACCCAUCUAUGACAAGAAAUCCACAAACACGUCAGAGCUGAAAAUCUACCGGAUGAACAAGGAGUACGGCAGCUGCACGGGAGGAGAGGAGCUCUAUCUGCUGUGUGAUAAGGUCCAGAAAGAAGACAUUUCCAUCAUCUUUCAAAAGGAGAAGUGGGAGGGCAAAGCGGACUUUUCGCAGGCUGAUGUCCACCGCCAGAUUGCCAUUGUGUUCAAGACGCCACCGUACCAGCACCUUGAUAUUGUGGAGCCGGUGGAGGUGGAGGUGUACCUGCGGCGCUUGACGGAUAGUGUCUCCAGUGACCCCUUCAGCUUCACCUACCUGCCCAAGGACAAUGAUACAUACCGGGUCAACAAAAAGAGAAAGCAAGGCAUGCCUGAUGUCCUAGAGGAGCUCUCCGGCCCAGACCCUCACGGGAUUGAAGCCAAAAGAAAGAGAAAGAAGCCAGGGUACAUGGACCAUUUCAACUUGACUCCAUCCACAGCUGGUUCCCUGAGCGGUUCAGAAGACAGGAACAUCCUGAGCAACCUGGAGCAUAUCACCGUGCCAGACCUGUUUGAGGACUACAGCGUGGUCCAAGACUUCUCUCCCUACAAUGGCCCCACCUUGAGCGACAUCCUGCUGCCACCCACCAUGAACUUUCCAGAUACUGCAGAACACGAGUUUCUGCUAGAUGCUUACUCGCUUCACUCAGGCAUCUCUGCCCCCUUCAUGCUCUCAGGAGAUGGUGAGCCGGAAGGCACAGCCAGCUUAGUGGGGAGCAGCAUGUUCCCCAGCCAGUACAAGGAGGCUGAAGCCUGGCUAGAAAUGGAGACCAAGCUGAAGUCAGCAGAUGCCGCUGCAGCCUUGUGAAGGAUCCACCGUGGCCUUGAAGAGAAGGGGCCUGACUCUUUGUUUUGAAGCCUACUCGUGGCAGGGAACUCCUUGACAGAGCAACCAGGGAUGUUUCCUCUGCUGGCAAACUGAAGGAGGAAAAUUACUUUGAUCUGUAUGAGGUAUCUUUGAUGGACUUCCCUUUGGGAGACAGAUUUGACAUGGAAGGAAGGAAGAAAAGAUUGCACUGAAGAGCAGGCAGGGGCAGUGCCCUUGGGAUUGGCCCCAGUCACCUGCAUUUGCUGCUCUCCCCCAUUUCUCCACCUGUAAAGUUGGGUCAGCAACACUCACUGGUUCAUAAAGGGGCAAAACAUGUAGGCCUGGCAAAUGUACUCUCGGUUAGUUUUACGGGCGUACCCGUGGCUUCUUUCUCUGUGGGAAGAUUUAUACAGAUCUCUGGUGGAACAUUUUGUACGUUACCAGAUUGGGGUUUUUUGCAAAGACGAUGCACAUCGCGAUAGCUGAUGGGUGGUCCUGUGUUUUGGAGGGGCUCAAGCACUGAUCAUUCUAAUGCAGACACAUGAUGGCAUGUUCCAUAAUGGCUUAUCUUUCAAUGAAUUUAGGAAGACAUGAGGCAUAUAAAGUUGCCUUAUGCCAAGAGGCUGUGAGUGUCACCUGGGAUCAGCUCUCCAAGUUGUUUUCCCUCUUAUUCCUGGUGAGAUCUCUUUAUCUGCAGAGGACAAGGACUGCAAUAAAUGUGUGACUAUCUACAUGCAAUGAAUGUACUUCCUCUCCAGCAGUGCCCUUCUUUACCUGUGGCCACAUCCACAGCAUACAUUUCAAGCACUCUUAUGCCCCUUGGAACAGUCAUGGCUCCCCAAGAAGAAUUCUGGGCUCUGUAGUUUUGUGAAGGGUGCUGAACUGCAGUUCUCAGCACCCUUAACAAACUACAGUUACCAGGAUUCACCCUGACUGUUAAAGUGGUAUAAUAAUGCUUUAAAAUGUACGGUGUGGAUAAGCCUACUAAAGUAUGAUCCCUCCCCAUGUGAUGAAGCAGGGGCCAUUUGGGUCUGAAAACAUGGCACCACUUUUAAACAGUUUGGGCAUGUGCCCUUCAGACUGUCCAAUGCACUAGGCCAGUUUCUCAUUCAACCAGGAGAAACAGACAGAUAGCAUCACAAACCAGAGUUUCAUGGGGGUGGGGCUUUGGUUCUCCUCCCCGUCAAGGCAUUGCUCUGAGCCGUGCCUCCUGCUGACCUCUUUUUCAGGAUUUAUCAUACAUUAGCAUCUCCCCUUCACUGGCAAAUAGUUUGUGAGAUUCUUCCAUCUUCAGGUUUCUCCCUGUUUCUACAACUGUCUGGGUGAAACACAUACACCCAUCCAAAAGGGUUGCCUAAGGUUACAGGUUGCAGUAUCUGCACGGACUUUCAUGUACUGCACUAUUGUUAUGGUAAGAAGAAAAAGCACUUGAUUUCUUUCCACGGACACACAUUCACUCUUUUAAGAAAGCAUUGGGAGGGAAAAGAAAUCUUUAAAAGCUGUAAAAAGAAGUGCCAGGACAAAACAAAUCUACAUUUUGGAAUGACAGUAAUGUGGGAUAGGUUCGGGCUUGCCCCUUGAACAAAGUACUGGACUUCCAUGGGCUUACUUUUUCAUAUCUACGCAUUGUUACUGGUUUAAUUUUAGCCCCAUAACCUGUUUUCUGUGCCGAGGCCUAGCCCUGGAAAGAUGUGAAGUAUGAAUAAAGCAGUCACUGCCUCUGA
Molecule: messenger RNA, 3536 nt
Organism: Rhineura floridana
Lineage: Eukaryota; Metazoa; Chordata; Lepidosauria; Squamata; Rhineuridae
Gene: RELB
Product: RELB proto-oncogene, NF-kB subunit
Exons: 10
Coding region: 1-1812 (603 amino acids)
Biological process (GO): response to cytokine; canonical NF-kappaB signal transduction; non-canonical NF-kappaB signal transduction
Cellular component (GO): cytoplasm
Molecular function (GO): DNA-binding transcription factor activity, RNA polymerase II-specific; RNA polymerase II cis-regulatory region sequence-specific DNA binding
Source: RefSeq, a predicted model, not a curated record